AUGAGUUCUUCAAAUGAUACUGGUGAAAGGAACACCACCAGAAGAAGAGAUCAACUGCAAGGUCCAAGACCUGCUCCUUUGAAAGUUUGCAACUCUUCGUCAAAGAUGAAGAAAUCAUCACAUCCGGACCGAAGCAAGAUUAAUCCUGUUGUAAUCUAUCUCAGGUCACCAAAGAUUAUCCAUGUAAGGCCGGAGGAAUUCAUGAGCCUCGUGCAAAGCCUAACGGGGAAGGACCCAACGAGUAUUCAAUCUUAUCCCUCAUCGCCGUCAGCCUCUUCUUGUGACUUGGCAGCGGAUGAAUCCAUGAGUAAGAGAUCACAUAAUUUGUUUGAUGCAGAAAUAAUGAAGCCUUUCAAUGAGGUUGAUUUUGGUGAUCAAUUUCUGGGAAUGUCUCCAACUUGGCUGCGUUUCUUAGCUCGUGUAUAG
Messenger RNA from Theobroma cacao (cacao), 426 nucleotides. NCBI's taxonomy places the organism in Eukaryota, Viridiplantae, Streptophyta, Magnoliopsida, Malvales, Malvaceae. The record is from RefSeq and is a predicted model, not a curated record.